AAGGCCCAAGCUAAAACACUACACUCGCCUCUCGUUGAAGCAAGUUGGCGGCGGGGCGAGCGUGCAACCGAGAGCAGGGCGGCGUUGAGGCGAAUGGGGGAACACAGUUGGAGCAGGCGAGCAGAAUUGUGGGCGACUUGAUGCAACUGGAAGAGCAGAUCGCUCACUCCUCGCUGCUCGCCCGCCCGCAGAAAGGCAGAGGCAGGCACACGCAUGCUUGCUUUGGAUGCAGGCGAAGGCGAAGCCGACGCAGAGAGCUCUUCCUGGCUCUCACAGCUCGCGAGUGCUUCUCCUCUCCCUCUCUCGCCCAGCGAAUGACGCUCGUCGUGCAGUACCAGAUUCAUCACGGGCGACCAAGUGACAUCCGGUCGAUCACAGCCACCUCCUCUCUUCCCUACCUGACCUCCGUUUCCUUUCUAUUCUUUCUCAUCAUCAAUCGUCAUCUUGCCGCUCACUUAAGCUCAAGGUUGCCCGUCCAAGCUGGGGUACCAAACCUUUGGAUCGACUUGUCGACGACAUCCGCUCGAAGAGGAGACGCGGAGAGAGAAACUCUGCUCCAAGAAAGAGGAGCAGUAGGGCUGCGCAGCCCAGCCACGCAGGCCGCGCUCUCCGCAACGGCGGCCACUCGUUUCAAGUCCAGCCUCGACGACGACGCCACUUGAGGCACCGUCCCAAGAUAUCGUCGCUACGGGGUGAACAGAGGCACCAAGGAACGACGACAACGGCGACAGCGACUGCAGCGAGCAGCAUUGGCUGACCGGCUGACAACGUCGACAAUCAAGACGACUUUGCUGCUCGUCUUCCACUUGUCCUCCAUUGAUCGUUGGGUGUCGUCGCAAGGCCAGA
Jaminaea rosea is the source of this 846-nucleotide messenger RNA. RefSeq lists its product as hypothetical. The coding region runs from base 141 to 662 and encodes 173 amino acids. The transcript has a single exon. The record is from RefSeq and is a predicted model, not a curated record. Lineage: Eukaryota; Fungi; Basidiomycota; Exobasidiomycetes; Microstromatales.